UGAAAACUCCAAUGUUCAAUAUCUGCCAAUGCAAGAAAAGUCUUAACAUAAGGUUUACUUGGGAGUUGGGACUCUACUUAAAGGACCAAGUAGAAGCAGAAUAUUAACAGCUGAAUCAAUAACAAUAUCAAGAAAAAUGGCUGAGGAAAACAAAGUAAUUCUACACGGAACAUGGGGUAGCGUUUUUGUUAAGAGAGUAGAACUGGCUCUCAAAAUCAAAGGCAUAGCUUAUGAGUAUGUUGAAGAAGAUUUGAGCAACAAGAGUCCCCACCUCCUCAAGUACAAUCCUGUUCUCAAGAAGGUCCCUGUGCUUGUUCACGAUGAUAAACCUGUUUCAGAGUCGCUUGUCAUUCUUGAAUACAUCGAUGAAACCUGGAAGACCGGACCUAGAAUAUUGCCACAAGAUCCCUAUGAAAAAGCCAUAGUUCGUUUCUGGGCUAAUUACAUAGAUCAGCAUCUUAUCCCCAGCACGGCUAAGUUGUGGAAGUCAACUGGAGAAGAACAAGAGAAGGCUCUAGAGGAAGUGUUGGAGAAAAUAAGAAUUGUGGAAGAGGGAAUUCCUGUAAUCCAUGGAAAUGAAUUGGGGAUCUUACAAAUCUUGCUGGUUACAACAUUUGGAUCUCAUAAAGCAUAUGAAGACGUCCUUGGUGUGAAGAUUUUGGUUCCAGAAAACACCCCACUACUUUGUUCCUGUGUGACAAGUUUAAACGAGUUGCCACCGGUGAAAGAAAUUUGUCCCCCUUAUGAUAUGCUGCUGUCAAAGCUCAAAAUCUAUAGGCAAAAUGCCUUAAAAUCCACCACCCAAUGAGCUACUGAUUUUCUGGAAGAAAAUACUUGUGAGCUUGCAAACAUGUCUACUGUGUUUUUUUUAUUUAAAGAAAAAACAUUAUUGUUACAUAGGGGGAGGGGAAUAGUGAGAAUUGAAUCUGCACCUACUGCGUGAAAAUUCUGUCAGUACCACUAGACUAUAAGUGUUAGUGGUAACCUUCGUAAAAUUAAAUAGUCUAAAUAAUUCCCAGCCACAAGAGUCGUGUGGAUUCUGCUUGUAAUAAGGUCUAUGACCACGCUUGAGAUCAUUUGUGAAAUGUUAUAUUUCAAAUUUCUGAAACCA
Molecule: messenger RNA, 1111 nt
Organism: Nicotiana tabacum (common tobacco)
Lineage: Eukaryota; Viridiplantae; Streptophyta; Magnoliopsida; Solanales; Solanaceae
Product: glutathione S-transferase U9
Biological process (GO): glutathione metabolic process
Cellular component (GO): cytoplasm
Molecular function (GO): glutathione transferase activity
Source: RefSeq, a predicted model, not a curated record